UCAAGAUGAUGAUGUAAAUAAUAAAAAUGUGUGUAAAGUGUUUGUUUAUCCCGUCCUCACAUAAAUAUUUGAACCGGGGCGACCAAAUUCUUAGCGUGUAAUCAGCUAGACCUGGCAUCCAAUCAUGACGAGGCGUCAGUGUUUGCUGCUGUUGCUGCUGCUAGCUUUUGUCCUGGGAAGGCUCAACACGGAACCGAGACGGUAACUGUGCGUCACUAUAAGGAAGGCAAAUAAUAAAACACUAAAGACGGACGGGAACUACGAUUCGAAGUUAUGUGGAUUUAAAUGAAGAAAGGACAGCGUUGAUUGAUACCAACUUUUCCUUUGCCACUUCUCCCACCAUCCUCCUAUUUUUCCUACUUUCCGGUGUGAUUUUUAUUUUUUUUUUCUCCUCCCAUCUCACCAUGGCAGCUGUGUUCCUACUCUGGCGGUGUCACUGAACUCUACCUUUGCUGACCACCAUGGAAAGAAAACGUAGAAAGAAAUUAUUCUAGCUCCUUAGAACAUUUUCAUUAUGAACUCAUUUUUGGAGCUUUGGACGUGAAAUGCUGGUCCGUUCUCCUGGUCUUGAUACAGGUUUUAACUUCUGACAACUGAAACUGAUACACAAAACAAAUGAUUUGUGUAGUUUCACAACGCAAAAUGCACCUGCUACUGCUGCGGGUCUCCAUGUUUAUGGGCCUGCUUGUAGGCUUCCUGCCUGUGGUGGGGAUGGACCCAUUGCCAGAGAGAAAAUCUGGGCUUGGUCAAAGCCAUAACUUGGAGUCUCUCAGCUCUAACUGCUCUCACCUCACUGUCAAAGUAGAGUUCUCCUCCAAGGUGGUGGAACAUGAGUACAUUGUGGCAUUCACGGGGUAUUUCUCGGCCAAAGCACGCAGCCUAUACAUAAGCAGUGCCCUACGAAACACAAAGGAUGGAGCGCUUGACUGGCACAUUGUUCCCAGGGAGAACCCAGCUUCUGACUUCCCCAGUGACUUUGAGCUGGUUCACAUCCGACAUGCUUCACCCAGCAGUUUGCUGACCUUAGAAGACCAUCCCUACAUAAAGAGGGUCACUCCACAACGCAAAGUGUUCCGUUCGCUCAAAUACAUUUCUUCAGCAGAAACCUCUGCAGCCUCUAACAGCACCCGCAGGAUGCAAAAAUGGCAGUCAUGGCAAUCGUCCCGGCCUUUCCGAAGGACCAGUCUGUCACUUGCCUCAGGUUUUUGGCAUUCAACUGGGCGCCACUCCAGUCGACGCCUCCUGCGAGCCAUCCCCCGCCAUGUAGCCCAGAUCCUGCAGGCAGAUGUACUCUGGCAGAUGGGGCACACGGGUUCUGGUGUGAAGGUGGCAGUUUUUGAUACAGGUCUGAGCGAGAAACACCCACAUUUUAAAAAUGUGAAGGAAAGGACCAACUGGACCAAUGAGAAGACACUGGAUGAUGGUUUGGGUCAUGGCACAUUUGUAGCUGGAGUGAUAGCCAGUAUGAGGGAGUGUCAGGGCUUUGCUCCUGAUUCAGAGCUGCACAUCUUCAGAGUGUUCACAAACAACCAGGUGUCUUACACAUCAUGGUUCUUGGAUGCCUUCAACUAUGCCAUCUUAAAAAAGAUCGAUGUUCUUAACCUCAGCAUUGGGGGCCCCGACUUCAUGGAUCACCCUUUCGUUGACAAGGUGUGGGAGCUUACUGCCAACAGAGUCAUUAUGGUCUCUGCAAUCGGAAAUGAUGGACCUCUGUAUGGAACUCUAAACAACCCAGCAGACCAGAUGGAUGUAAUUGGAGUCGGUGGAAUAGACUUUGAAGACAACAUUGCAAGGUUUUCAUCUAGAGGCAUGACUACCUGGGAACUGCCUGGGGGCUACGGCAGGGUGAAGCCCGAUAUCGUCACCUAUGGUUCUGGGGUUCGUGGGUCGGGAAUGAAAGAAGGAUGUCGGUCUCUUUCUGGCACCAGUGUUGCCUCUCCUGUGGUGGCUGGAGCUGUUACACUUCUGGCCAGUACUGUCCUGAAUCGAGAAUUAGUGAACCCAGCCUCCAUGAAGCAGGCUCUGAUCGCCUCAGCCCGCAGGCUGCCAGGAGUCAACAUGUUCGAGCAGGGACAUGGGAAGCUGGACCUGAUUAGAGCUUACCAGAUUCUCAACAGCUACAGACCUCAGGCCAGUCUUUCUCCCAGCUACAUUGACCUGACUGAGUGUCCAUACAUGUGGCCUUACUGCUCUCAGCCCAUCUACUAUGGAGGAAUGCCCACCAUUGUUAAUGUCACUAUUCUUAACGGCAUGGGUGUCACUGGCAGAAUUGUGGACAAGCCUAUUUGGCAGCCUUACCUUCCUCAGAAUGGUGACCAUAUUGAUGUGGCCAUCUCAUACUCACCAGUGUUGUGGCCAUGGGCUGGAUACCUGGCUGUCUCCAUAUCCGUUGCCAAGAAAGCUGCAUCCUGGGAAGGGAUUGCCCAAGGUCAUGUAAUGGUGACUGUAGCCUCACCUGCAGAGAAUGAUUCGGAAGUGGACGGGGAACUGACCUCCACAGUGAAACUGCCCAUUAAGGUGAAGAUUGUCCCAACUCCUCCACGGAAUAAAAGGGUCUUGUGGGACCAAUACCACAACCUGCGUUAUCCACCUGGCUACUUUCCACGUGAUAACCUCCGCAUGAAAAAUGACCCACUUGACUGGAAUGGUGACCACAUUCACACUAACUUCAGAGACAUGUAUCAGCAUCUGAGAAGCAUGGGGUACUUUGUAGAAGUGUUGGGUGCUCCUAUCACCUGUUUUGAUGCCAGCCAAUAUGGCACAUUGCUGAUGGUGGACAGCGAAGAGGAAUAUUUUCCUGAAGAGAUCACCAAGCUGAGGAGGGAUAUCGACAAUGGACUUUCACUCAUUAUCUUCAGCGACUGGUACAACACUUCUGUCAUGAGGAAGGUCAAAUUCUAUGACGAAAACACCAGGCAGUGGUGGAUGCCAGACACGGGAGGGGCUAAUGUGCCAGCGCUUAAUGACCUGAUCUCAGUGUGGGGAAUGGCAUUCAGUGAUGGGCUGUAUGACGGUGACUUCACUCUGGCGGAUCAUGACAUGUAUUAUGCCUCAGGCUGCAGCAUAUCUCGUUUCCCAGAAGAUGGAAUUGUAAUUGGCAAGAACCUAAAGGACCAAGGUCUUGAAGUCCUAAAGCAAGAGACCGCAGUGGUGGAAAGGGUUCCCAUCCUCGGACUCUACCAAACGCCGUCUGAUGGCGGAGGACGUAUUGCUUUAUACGGUGACUCGAACUGUAUAGAUGACAGCCACAGGCAAAAAGACUGUUUCUGGCUAUUAGACGCUCUACUUCAAUACACGUCUUACAGCAUGACACCUCCUAGCUUAAGCCAUUCCCACAGUAGGAUGCCACCUCCCAUGGGGACCGAGCACCCAAUGCCACAGAGAUUGGAGGGUAAUCAUCUUUACCGCUAUUCAAAAGUUCUGGAAGCUCAUCUUGGGGACCCAAAGCCCCGCCCCCUACCAGCCUGUCCACACCUCUCUUGGGCAAAGCCGCAGCCAGUCAAUGAGACGGCACCCAGUAACCUAUGGAAGCACCAGAAGCUUCUGUCUGUGGAUCUGGACAAGGUGGCACUGCCAAACGUGAAGCCUUACCGUCCGCAGGUCCGACCUUUAUCUCCUGGGGAGAGUGGCGCCUGGGACAUCCCUGGAGGAAUAAUGCCUGGUCGUUAUAACCAAGAAGUGGGCCAGACCAUCCCAGUCUUUGCCUUCCUCGGUGCGAUGGUCGUCCUGUCAUUUUUCGUGGUCCAGCUCACAAAGGCCAAGAGCAAACCCAAGCGGAGGAAACCCCGCAUCAAACGGCCCACAUACUUGCAGCAGACGACAAAUGGGAAAACCCCCACAGUUUGACCAAUUUGGACAUGUGGUUGGACAUCUGGAUGUGACUACAUCAUGCAAAAAUUGCUUAAGGAACUCUAACCUUGCCUCCACAAUAAUUUGUGUACACCAAGUGUCUUGAAUGCGAUGACCAGUUUUCGUGCCAUUUGUCUACUCAAGCAGUCUAUGUGCGUUUGUGGUGUUCAUGAACUGUACACAAACAAUUGGGCUCUCAUCUAUACAGGCUUUUUUUUUUAACCUUUCCUUUUCCUCUCUGCUAAGGAGAUUGAGCAAAUUGAAAUGUUUGACUUUGUAUUUAUUACAUUGUUUUGUACAUGCACACACAGGCAUACAAAUGUGCACACUGCCCCCCCCCC
Syngnathoides biaculeatus (alligator pipefish) is the source of this 4190-nucleotide messenger RNA. RefSeq names its product membrane-bound transcription factor peptidase, site 1 (gene mbtps1). The record is from RefSeq and is a predicted model, not a curated record. Gene Ontology annotation, molecular function: serine-type endopeptidase activity. Gene Ontology annotation, cellular component: Golgi apparatus. NCBI's taxonomy places the organism in Eukaryota, Metazoa, Chordata, Actinopteri, Syngnathiformes, Syngnathidae. Bases 616 to 3846 code for a protein of 1076 amino acids. The transcript has 23 exons. Gene Ontology annotation, biological process: proteolysis.